Molecule: messenger RNA, 957 nt
Organism: Microthlaspi erraticum
Lineage: Eukaryota; Viridiplantae; Streptophyta; Magnoliopsida; Brassicales; Brassicaceae
Source: the annotation of a GenBank genome assembly
AUGUUACCAACCGAGUCAAAGAAGGCCUUAUCUUUCAAAAGAUGUAUCGAAGAUGGAGACUUAGUGAUCGUUUACGAAAGACACGAUGUGAUGAAACCGGUUAGAGUAAGCAAAGACGGCGUGCUUCAGAACCGUUUCGGAGUGUAUAAACACUCGGACUGGAUCGGGAAGCCAUUAGGAACAAAAGUGUUCAGCAACAAGGGAAAAUUCGUGUACCUCUUGGCUCCCACUCCGGAGCUGUGGACGUUGGUUUUAAGCCACAGGACUCAGAUUCUUUACAUUGCGGAUAUCAGCUUUGUGGUGAUGUACCUAGAACUCGUCCCUGGAUGCGUUGUUCUCGAGUCAGGCACUGGAAGUGGUUCGCUUUCGACUUCACUUGCUCGAGCUGUGGCUCCGACUGGACAUGUUUAUUCAUUUGAUUUCCAUGAGCAACGAGCUGACUCUGCAAGGGAGGAUUUUGAGAAGACGGGGAUUAGCAGUUUAGUGACCGUAGAGGUUAGAGACAUUCAAGGAGAAGGGUUCCCUGAGAAACUCUCAGGUUUGGCUGAUGCGGUGUUUUUAGACCUUCCACAGCCUUGGCUCGCUGUUCCUUCUGCAGCGAAAAUGUUGAAGCAGGAUGGUGUUGUAUGCUCUUUCUCACCUUGCAUUGAGCAAGUACAACGGACUUGUGAAGUCCUCAGAUCAGAAUUCAUUGAGAUAAGGACGUUCGAGGUGCUUCUGAGAACAUAUGAAGUGAAGGAGGUGAAAGUGGAUGAUGGUCAGAGACAGGACGAGGACAUUGGAGACGUGAGACCUUGCAAGAGAAAACACCGUUCAAACGAAGACAACACCGUUUCGCAUGACAACUCUUCUGUUGCUCCUGCGGCAACCACUUCUGUGGUCAUGGCUAGGCCUUGUAGCGAGGCUAGAGGUCACACCGGCUACUUAACGUUCGCAAGACUCCAGUGUCUAUCUUAG